Messenger RNA from Bombus impatiens (common eastern bumble bee), 1662 nucleotides. Its product is annotated as dolichyl pyrophosphate Man9GlcNAc2 alpha-1,3-glucosyltransferase. Gene Ontology annotation, biological process: protein N-linked glycosylation. Gene Ontology annotation, molecular function: dolichyl pyrophosphate Man9GlcNAc2 alpha-1,3-glucosyltransferase activity. Lineage: Eukaryota; Metazoa; Arthropoda; Insecta; Hymenoptera; Apidae. The record is from RefSeq and is a predicted model, not a curated record. Gene Ontology annotation, cellular component: endoplasmic reticulum membrane. The transcript has a single exon. The coding region runs from base 1 to 1632 and encodes 543 amino acids.
AUGCAAGAAAACGCACAGAUCUUGUUAAUCUCACUAUUUGCUCUCCUUUUGAGAUGGUGUGUUACAUAUCAUUCCUACAGCGGUGAAGGAAAGCCUCCAAUGUUUGGAGACUAUGAAGCCCAACGGCAUUGGCAAGAAAUAACGUUAAAUGUGCCAAUUGAGAAAUGGUACAUAAAUACAACAAAUAAUGAUUUACAGUAUUGGGGAUUAGACUAUCCACCAUUAACAGCUUAUCAUAGUUUAGUGCUGGGCUAUGUUGCUAAUAUGAUCAAUUCUUCUUACAUAAAGUUACACGAGUCUAGAGGUUUCUCAUCUGAAAGUCAUAAAUAUUUUAUGAGACUCAGUGUUCUUUGUGUAGAUAUUUUGAUUUAUAUCCCGUCGAUAAUAUAUUUUAUAUUAACUAAUCAAGUAUCUGAAAACUUUGAAAAAAUAGAACUGUCUAUAUUUGGUCUGAAAAGAAAACAUAUUAAUCUUCUGCUUAUAUUAAUAUAUCCUGGUUUAAUAUUAAUAGAUCAUGGACAUUUUCAAUAUAAUUCAUUUUCAUUAGGACUGUUCAUUAGUGCUGUUACAGCUAUACUUCAAAAUUCGUUUAUUAUUGGGUCGAUCUUAUUUGUUGCAGCACUAAACUAUAAGCAAAUGGAACUUUACCACGCAUUGCCAAUUUUCUUUUACAUACUUGGAAAAUAUUCACGUAUGAAAGAACGGUUUUGGUUGUUCAAUUUAGUAAUGCUCUUCUGUAUAUCAAUUACAGUACUUUCUACAUUUUUUAUUAUAUGGUUACCUUUUAUUAAAAGUUGGGAAACAUUUGUAAGUGUUGUUCUUCGAUUAUUUCCAGUUUCUAGAGGUGUAUUCGAAGAUAAAGUUGCUAAUAUUUGGUGCACAAUCAAUGUGAUUUUUAAAUUACGUAAUACUUUUGCAAACAAGGAAUUAGCAAAAAUUUGUUUAAUGUCAACUACAUUUGCAGUUUCACCGAGUUGCAUAAAUCUAUACUUAAAUCCACAGAAAGAGAAGUUUAUUAUUUCCCUUAUUAACUGUGCAUUAGCAUUUUUCCUGUUUUCGUUUCAAGUUCAUGAAAAAUCAAUCCUACUUGUUGCAAUUCCAGUUUUAUUGUAUUUUCAAAGCAAUUCGUUUCCUUGUUUUUGGUUUUUAAUAAUUUCACACUUUAGUAUGUUACCAUUAUUUAUAAAAGAUGGUUUGUACAUGGUAUAUUGGGCUACAUUAAUCUUUUAUUUCAUUUUUGUUUUAUGGGCAUAUUCUGAUGUGUUUGAUAACAGCGAAUUAUUGAGUAAUAUUAACUUAAAAAAGAAUGUGCUUGUAACCAAUCAAAGAAAAAUUAAAGCAAAGCUAAAAAGCAAUGAGAAUAAAUCAUUAUUUACCAAAUUAAAAAGAGAUAUGAUACAUUAUAAGAAUAUUUUUGUUGUUGUAAGUUCUACUGUAUCUUUUUGGAAAAUAAUUCUGUUUUAUUGUUCGAUUCUAGGAAUAAUAAUGCUUUCUCUUAUUAGUGGUUUUUUGAAACCUCCAAAGAGGUAUCCAGAUCUUUUUGCAUUAUUAGUUUCUGCCUAUUCCUGUGGACACUUUAUUGCUUUCUACUUAUACUUUAAUUACAAACAAUUUGUAUGUGAAAAAUAUUAAAAAUUGAAAUAAAUCAAAAAAACAAUUUAA